Messenger RNA from Lycium ferocissimum, 1337 nucleotides. RefSeq names its product glyceraldehyde-3-phosphate dehydrogenase, cytosolic. Lineage: Eukaryota; Viridiplantae; Streptophyta; Magnoliopsida; Solanales; Solanaceae. Bases 122 to 1144 code for a protein of 340 amino acids. Gene Ontology annotation, biological process: glucose metabolic process. Gene Ontology annotation, molecular function: NADP binding; NAD binding; oxidoreductase activity, acting on the aldehyde or oxo group of donors, NAD or NADP as acceptor. The record is from RefSeq and is a predicted model, not a curated record. The transcript is spliced from 10 exons.
CCCCUCCUUACACCCCUUUAUACCUCACACUAGAGCCCUAUAUUAUUUGCUGCAUUCACUGUAAUUCUCACUAAAUCAAAAUUUUCUCUCCUUUUAGAUCUUUCAAACCUUUUUCUUAGCAAUGGCAUCUGACAAGAAGAUCAAGAUCGGAAUCAACGGAUUCGGUAGGAUCGGUCGUUUGGUGGCUAGAGUUGCUCUACAAAGAGAUGAUGUUGAACUAGUUGCAGUGAACGAUCCAUUUAUCUCUACUGAUUACAUGACAUACAUGUUUAAGUAUGAUUCCGUACAUGGACAAUGGAAGCACCAUGAACUUAAGGUUCAGGACGAAAAGACCCUUCUCUUUGGUGAGAAGUCCGUUAAAGUCUUCGGAAUCAGGAACCCUGAAGAAAUCCCAUGGGCUGAAGCUGGUGCUGACUUUGUUGUUGAAUCAACUGGUGUCUUCACUGACAAGGACAAAGCUGCUGCUCACUUGAAGGGUGGUGCCAAGAAGGUUGUGAUCUCUGCUCCUAGCAAAGAUGCCCCCAUGUUUGUUGUGGGUGUCAACGAGAAGGAAUACAAGUCAGAAUUGAACAUUGUCUCCAAUGCUAGUUGCACUACAAACUGCCUUGCACCUUUGGCUAAGGUUAUCAAUGAUAGGUUUGGCAUUGUUGAGGGUCUCAUGACCACUGUCCACUCCAUGACUGCCACCCAGAAGACUGUUGAUGGUCCAUCCAUGAAGGACUGGAGAGGUGGAAGAGCUGCUUCAUUCAACAUCAUUCCUAGCAGCACUGGUGCUGCCAAGGCUGUUGGAAAAGUGCUCCCAGUUCUGAACGGCAAAUUGACUGGAAUGGCCUUCAGAGUUCCAACUGUUGAUGUUUCUGUUGUGGACCUUACUGUAAGACUAGAGAAAGAAGCCACUUACGAAGACAUCAAGGCUGCAAUCAAGGAGGAAUCAGAGGGUAAGUUGAAGGGUAUCUUGGGAUACACUGAAGAUGAUGUUGUUUCCACAGACUUUGUUGGUGACAGCAGGUCAAGCAUUUUCGAUGCCAAGGCUGGAAUUGCUUUGAGCAAGAACUUUGUGAAACUUGUGUCAUGGUAUGACAACGAAUGGGGUUACAGCUCACGUGUGAUUGAUUUGAUCUGCCAUAUGGCUUCAGUUGCUUAAGCUUUUGAUGCUGGAGAAGGGUUAAGUUGUUUAGUUUUUGGUUGAACCAUUGGAGUAUUAGUUUCUGGCCGAGAGUGGUCUUCUUGUUUAAAUGUAAUGCAAUAACCAGAGAGGAAUCGUGUUUUCUUUGAGGAAUCUUGGGCUUUUUUUGGUUUGAUUUGUCAUGAAUGAAUGAAAACUUUGCUUUUUCCGA